AUGUUCGCCAUUCCCAGACGAGAGCGCAUCUGCCUCGAGGUGGACAUGGCCACGAAUUGUCAUCAAGAUGGCGGCCCGUCCACGUUUAGAGUCUCGAGUCUAGACGUUGCGAACCUUUGCCCCGCCUCUCCGGCAAAUCCCCGGCCCACCGAGGCUCCGCCCAACCUCCGCUCGACAAACCACCAAAGAGUCCCCCCCGAGCAUCAUCAACCAUCAAGAAAAGUGCCAGCAGCUAUGAUCCGCCAGCCCUGGCGCCUAGGCAUGCGCCGGCCGCCGCUGCCACCGCUCCCUCGCCCACGCCUCACACCACAUCCCCGUCCUCGUCCCAAUCCAACCACCAGCACCAGCUCCAGCACCAGCUCCAGCCUCAACAGCACAAGGCCCUCCUCAACAGCGACAGUCACAGCCGCCGAGCAGGAAGAACCGUCCAUGACGCCCGCCGAGUCCGCCAUCGCCGACCUCCUCCGCGCCAAGCUCCAGCCCACGGAGCUCCUCGUGCGCGACGUAUCCGGCGGCUGCGGCAGCAUGUACGCCAUCGACAUCGCCUCGCCGGCCUUCAAGGGCGCCACCAUGCUCAAGCAGCAGCGCAUGGUCAACGCCGCCCUGGCCGACGUCAUGCGCGGCUGGCACGGGGUCCAGCUCAACACGCGCGUGUCCGAGUAG
Messenger RNA from Metarhizium album ARSEF 1941, 663 nucleotides. RefSeq names its product benomyl/methotrexate resistance protein. The coding region runs from base 1 to 663 and encodes 220 amino acids. The record is from RefSeq and is a predicted model, not a curated record. The transcript has a single exon. NCBI's taxonomy places the organism in Eukaryota, Fungi, Ascomycota, Sordariomycetes, Hypocreales, Clavicipitaceae.